AUGUCAGUACCACCGAAGUUUGCUGGCACCGGACUAGAGGAAGUGAAUAUUCCAGGGCAAGCAUAUUUAAGAGAAGCCCUCACAUCGUGUACCGAUCCCUUGAAGGCGAUUGAAAGCUUUCAGCUGGAAAAUGGUGUACUAUUGCCGUCUUUGCGUCCAAUGCUGCCAUUGCUUGACCUACAUGGAGUUCGCCGUUUGGACUUCCACACAUCCCUAAUGGAGGAGCUGCGAGAAAAACUAAUUGCUCAUAUUAAUGAAUUGGGACAAAAGGAUCCACGUGAACGCGAUAAAAAAUUGAGAGAAUUGUUGAUUAAAAGUUUUCCCGUUGUGCGAGUUAAGGCGCUCCGGCCUGUAGUAAUGGCAAUUUUACGUAAUACCCAACAUAUUGAUGACAAGUAUUUGCGAAUACUGGUACGGGAUCGCGAACUUUAUUCGGAUACGGAUACAGAAGUAAAACGGCAAAUUUGGCGUGAUAACCAAUCGCUGUUUGGUGAUGAAGUUUCACCACUUCUGUCACAAUAUAUUCGUGAAAAGGAGCAUGUAUUAUUUGAUCACACCAAUUUGAACAAUCUAUUCUUUCAUCCCUCGCCUAAGGUUCGUCGACAGGGGGAAGUAGUGCAAAAGUUGGCGAACAUGAUUGGACAAAGUGUCAAACUGUACGACAUGGUGUUGCAGUUUUUACGAACACUUUUUUUGCGUACCCGUAACGUUCACUAUUGUACUCUUCGUGCUGAAUUAUUGAUGGCACUGCAUGACUUAGAGGUACAAGAAAUUAUAUCAGUAGAUCCCUGCCAUAAAUUUACUUGGUGUUUGGAUGCCUGCAUUCGGGAGAAAAAUGUGGACAUAAAAAGGUCUCGUGAGCUGCAAGGUUUCCUAGAUAACAUAAAACGUGGUCAAGAGCAGGUUUUAGGUGAUUUGUCCAUGACUUUAUGCGAUCCAUACGCCAUAAAUUUUCUGGCAACAUCGGCAAUAAAAAUUUUACAGCAUUUAAUCAACAACGAAGGACUACCUCGAGAUAAUACCAUUCUCAUUUUACUAUUGCGUAUGCUCGCUUUGGGAUUGAGUGCAUGGGUAAUGAUCGAUUCGCAAGAUUUUAAAGAACCAAAGCUCGACUGCCAGGUUGUAACAAAGUUUCUGCCGGCGCUAAUGUCUCUCAUGGUAGAUGAUCAAUGUCGCAGUUUGCACUCGAAACUACCUCCAGAUGAACGUGAAUCAGCACUUUGUACAAUUGAACAUUCAGGCCCAGCGCCAGAUGCAGUUGAAGCCUAUAUACAAGAAAGCUCCGUAGCUAGUAUAUUGGCUAUGUAUUAUACCUUGCACACGGCACGAGUAAAAGACCGAGUUGGCGUUUUACGAGCAUUAGCUAUAUUAUCUGCAUGUAAAGACGAUCGAGCAUACGAGGAUCCCUUUUUACAUUCACUGAUCGCUUUACUAAUUCCAAUGGCUGAAGAAUUUUCUGCUGAAGAUUUCUGCACAACACUUUUUGAUGAGUUUCUUUUCGUUGGAUUAACUCGUGAUAAUGUUACACGACACAUGUUAAAACUUUUGUGGUAUGUGCACAAUAAAUUACCUCCAGGAAGAUUGGCUACACUCAUGAAAGCUAUACAGCCUACAACAGGCCAUAACGAAACAGUUCACAAAUUGUAUGAAACACUACAAGAACGAAUUGGUACAACCAUUCAUGAAGGCCCAAUUCCAGAGCAGCAAGAGGUGGAUUUCGACUCGCCCUUAAAGAGUGUACCCACUCCAGGACCGGCUUAUAUGCAGUAGAUUUUAAAUAAUUUUUAUAAUAUACAUUUUUUAAAUAAAGUAACUACACAAAAUA
Bactrocera tryoni is the source of this 1825-nucleotide messenger RNA. It is a transcript of the gene NELF-B, whose product is annotated as negative elongation factor B. The transcript has 4 exons. The record is from RefSeq and is a predicted model, not a curated record. Gene Ontology annotation, cellular component: NELF complex; nucleus. Gene Ontology annotation, biological process: negative regulation of transcription elongation by RNA polymerase II. The coding region runs from base 1 to 1770 and encodes 589 amino acids. Lineage: Eukaryota; Metazoa; Arthropoda; Insecta; Diptera; Tephritidae.